AUGGGUAAGGGGAAAUCGAAUGACGCUGGUAAUGAUGUGAGAACUGGGUGUAAAGAUCCAACGGAACUAAAAACUUUUUGUGAUUUGUGUACUGCUCAAGUCCUAGACGGCAAGAGGAGUGGAGGAUAUUUGAGAAAGGAAGAGGUUGAUGUAGUGAUUAAACAAUUAGGUGAAAUGGGAAAAGUAGUGACUCACAUGCAGUUUAAAACCAAAUGGGAUCAUCUGAGAAAACAGUGGAAGAGUUGGAAGGAGGUUUUUGAGCAUGAGACUGGGUUGGGUUAUGAUCCUGUAACUGGGAAAAUUGAGGCCACUGAUGAGUGGUGGACCUGA
Molecule: messenger RNA, 330 nt
Organism: Quercus robur (English oak)
Lineage: Eukaryota; Viridiplantae; Streptophyta; Magnoliopsida; Fagales; Fagaceae
Product: L10-interacting MYB domain-containing protein-like
Exons: 1
Coding region: 1-330 (109 amino acids)
Source: RefSeq, a predicted model, not a curated record